AUGGCAGGUGUUGUUAGAGUGCAGAAUGGAUAUCGAGUUACAAAAAUUCUGUUGAAUGCUGAUAUACCCGAAGUUCAUGAAUUCAGGCAGAGACUUAUUCACUCCAGUUUAUGCACUAAAAUUAUUGUCAAUACUUCACAACAAACAAGUUGUACUGUUAAUGAUGAGCUUGAGGCUGGAGUAUCUGUGAUAACCAUAAAAGAGCUUUGUGAAAAUUCAGAGGGUGGAAGCUUUUGGAUAUGUGGAACUGUGGUGAAUAUUGAUGGAGCAGGAGAUUGGUUUUACAUAUCAUGCAAAAAGUGUUCGAAAAAAAUUGAGAAGUUAGAACACCGGUUCUAUUGUAAGAAUUGCAGCAACUUUAGCGAGUCUGGGGAGAUGAAAUAUAAUAUUAUAAUAAAUGUUGCAGACGAGUCUAGCAGCUCACCAUUUGUAUUAUGGGAUAGGGAGUGUAAAAAUGUGAUAGGAAAACCAGCUGCUGAAGUUAAAGUUCAGACAACGACAGACGAGUCUGAGGUUCCAAAUGAGAUUCGAGAUGCUUUACUACAAAAGAAAUACAUGUUCAAGAUUAAGGCUGGAGAUAUAAUAAAGCCUAUAGCGUCUCAACUCUAG
Molecule: messenger RNA, 609 nt
Organism: Salvia miltiorrhiza (redroot sage)
Lineage: Eukaryota; Viridiplantae; Streptophyta; Magnoliopsida; Lamiales; Lamiaceae
Exons: 4
Coding region: 1-609 (202 amino acids)
Source: RefSeq, a predicted model, not a curated record